AUGGCCUCCAAACAAACCGUUUUCCGUUUGCAAAGCAGGAAUAGCAUUGUCGACCUUACCAAGUCUGUAGAGGAGAUACCAAAGGUUGAAGCUCAUGAAGUUCUUGUCAAGGUUCGCAGUGUUGCACUGAACUUUCGAGAUUUAGCCAUCGCUACUUCGCGGUAUCCAUUUCCCGUCAAAGACAAUGUAAUCCCUGUUUCGGAUGCAGCUGGGGAAAUUGUUGAAAUUGGACCUAAUGUCCAAGGAUUUACUAUAGGCGAUUGGGUCAUUGCCAAUUUCAACCCACGCAAUUUAUACGGCCCUAUGAAAGACUGGUUCGGUGGCUUAGGCGGCCCGGUGGACGGCGUUCUUCGGAAUUACCUCCCUAUCAACGCGGACUCGCUUAUCAAGGUUCCCAAGGAAUCUUCAUUGAAAGCUUCACAGUGGGCCGCGCUUGUCUGUACCGGCACGACCGCUUGGAAUGCUCUUUAUGGAAAUAUUCCUUUAAAGCCAGGGCAGACUGUACUGUUCCAAGGUAAAUACGCUGACCGAUAUCUUGACAAAGGACUGAACUCAACGAAUCUGAACGCAGGUACGGGUGGUGUUUCCAUUACUGGAUUAGUUUUGGCUAAAGCAGCGGGAGCAAAAACAAUUAUUACCUCAUCUAGCGAUGAAAAGCUGGCCUAUGUAAAGAACAAAUAUGGCGUUGAUCACACCAUCAACUACAAAGUCCAUCCAGAAUGGUCUAAAGAAGUACAAAAUAUCACGAAAGGAAAUGGCGUUGACUAUAUUUUUGAGAAUGGUGGGUCUGGUACGAUUAAACAAAGUAUUGACUGCAUUGCCUUUGGCGGCAUGAUAUCCAUCAUAGGCUUUUUAUCUACCGCCAAGCAAGACGAAAUGCCGGAUGUAGCUGGUCUUGCUCUUUCCAAAGGCUGUAUAAUUCGGGGAAUAACUGUCGGGUCGAAGCAGCUGCUUGAAGAAUGCGUGCGCUUUGUUGGUUCUCACAACUUGGAGAUCCCGGUGGAGAAGACGUUUUCUUUCACUGAAGAGGGCGUGACGGCUGCUUAUCAAUAUUUAUCGGAGGGUCAACAUAUCGGGAAGGUUUGCAUCGAUUUCGAAUAA
Molecule: messenger RNA, 1101 nt
Organism: Trichoderma aggressivum f. europaeum
Lineage: Eukaryota; Fungi; Ascomycota; Sordariomycetes; Hypocreales; Hypocreaceae
Exons: 2
Coding region: 1-1101 (366 amino acids)
Molecular function (GO): oxidoreductase activity
Source: RefSeq, a predicted model, not a curated record